Molecule: messenger RNA, 1097 nt
Organism: Coregonus clupeaformis (lake whitefish)
Lineage: Eukaryota; Metazoa; Chordata; Actinopteri; Salmoniformes; Salmonidae
Gene: ptges
Product: prostaglandin E synthase
Exons: 3
Coding region: 168-608 (146 amino acids)
Biological process (GO): prostaglandin biosynthetic process
Cellular component (GO): membrane
Molecular function (GO): prostaglandin-E synthase activity
Source: RefSeq, a predicted model, not a curated record
GGCACCAGACCAGCCCCUCUAAAACGUGCGUCAGUGAAAGUGUUGAGUCCUGGGGCUCCAUCCCGCUCCAUACUUUCCAGUUAGGCUUCGUGUGAGCACGAGAAACUCUCCAACCGCAUACCACAGCAGUACUUCACUUGGGAAUUGGAAGAUCACACCAAACAGUCAUGUUGGAGAACGAGGUUUUUUCCUGUUUUGUUUUCUAUAGUGUUCUCCUGGUCAUCAAGAUGUACAUCAUAGCAAUCAUCACUGGACAAGUCAGGCUGCGUAAAAAGGGUUUUGCGAACCCAGAGGAUGCGCAGAGACACGGCGGCGUCCAAUACUACAGAGAGGAUCCGGAUGUAGAACGGUGCCGAAGGGCUCACCGUAACGACAUGGAGAAUAUCUUCCCCUUCCUGUUCCUGGGGGCAGUCUACUCCCUGAUUGGCCCGUCGCUUGCCGUGGCCCGCGCUCACUUCCUGGUCUUCUUCCUGUUCCGGGUGCUCCACACAGUGGCCUACCUGUGUGUCCUGCGGGCGCCCACACGCUCCCUGGCCUAUGUCGUCGCCCAAGUGCCCUGUGUCUCCAUGGCCAUGCAGGUCCUCGUGGCGGUGGCCUCAUACGCGUGAUGAUGACACCUCGCGGUAGUUGUGGUGUUCUGGAUCUAUCUGUGACCGCUUCAAUCUGUGACCUAUCUCAGUUUGUGAGAUGAGCAGUAGAGGAUACUGCUUGUUAGAGUGGUGGAUGCUUUUCAUACGAGGGAAAUCCUCAAGACUGUAUCGUCAUCAAUGCUGCCAUAGCAGUUUGUGUCUCUCAGCUGUAAGACAGCGAUACUCUAUUCUAUAAAGUGUAUACUCUGAAAUGAAGUCAGUGUUGUGCUCUUGCAAGUACAUCCUCCUGUAGUACUGUAUGUUUGCUAUGCAAUGUUGAAGUCAAUUGCCUCCCUCUUGAUAGUCCAGGGGACUCUACUCUCUGAAGAUAAAGGUUUUAAUUAGUAAACAAUCAACCUUUUAACCAGUUAAUUGUGUUGUCAUGUCAUGUUGUUUUUGUAUACACAAGUUGUUGCUUGUUUCUGUCUUUUUCUUGUUAUAAACUGGGUGGUUCGAGCCCUGAAUGCU